This is a messenger RNA of Vanrija pseudolonga, 1581 nucleotides long. RefSeq lists its product as uncharacterized. The record is from RefSeq and is a predicted model, not a curated record. The coding region runs from base 1 to 1581 and encodes 526 amino acids. The transcript is spliced from 5 exons. NCBI's taxonomy places the organism in Eukaryota, Fungi, Basidiomycota, Tremellomycetes, Trichosporonales, Trichosporonaceae.
AUGGCCCAAAUCAGCAUCAGCGCCAUCGCCGAACCCGUGUCCAUCGUCCACAUCCCCGUCGACGUCGCGCAGGCGUAUGCGACCCAGCUCUACUGGACCAUCAAUAGGGCCCCGGUCGACUCUGCAGCUUUUUUCAACCUCACCUCAAACAGGAUAGAGAUUGCGGUGUUUGCCGCGGUGGACCUGAUCGAGUCCGAGUGGGGGUCCCCAGAAACAGGCCCCGUCCGCGUUCACUCCAAGUGGCGUGUGUUCCACCUCGGCUCUGGAGAGACAGAGUUACUAGCGUCGUCAAACUAUGACUCUCCGAACAUUCGCCAUGUGUCUGCUCCGCUCGCCGCGGCUGGUAUCUCUAUCCUGUACCAGAGCACCUACACGGGCGACUUUCUGCUAGUCAAGAACAGCGACUUUGACCGCGCGUCGUCGAUCUUUAACCGCUGCGGAUGGCAUGUAUCGGCAGAGACGGCAACGGCGUCCCCAAUACCGCGCCGGCUGUCGUCGCACCGCCUCUCACAGCCAUUGCUCAACCUUUCCCUCGAUGCUCCCGAACACGCAGCCGACUCGCCGUCUCCAGAACAUGAAAUCACCGUCCUGAACGCCGCAUUAGCGUGCGUCGGUCUCAAAGAGAUCGACUCGCGCAUCGCUGAGAAGCUCCGCACGCUAAUGGUGUGGCCGGAGCGAGUGAUCGACGAGAUUGAGACGGAGGGGGUCGAGUACAGCUCCAAACCAUCGCCCCAUCGCCACCGCCCCUUCAUCAGCUAUACGCGGACAGAAGACGACGGCGUGAGCAUCAUCUCCGAGGUGCGCAUUCUCCGUGCGCUCCUGAUCGACAAGGACGACCCGUUUGAUGCGACAGGCUUCCGGUCCGAGCUCGAGUGCGAGACGGACGGCGAGGACGAGCUCGAUGAGGACGUCUUCGUCAGUAGCCCCGUGCGGGCGCCGUUGGCAGUCGAGCCAACGUCACCGAUCCUCGGCUUCUUUCCCUCUACAGCGGGCGCCGUGCCGGACCGCAGCUCGGCUGCGACGCCGACGCGGGCCACGUUCCGCAACUCGCCCACGUCGCCCACGACACCGACAUCUGAAAGUGGCACAACGACACCGCGAUACAAGUUUGACCACCCCGCCCUGAAGGGCUUCACACCUAUGCAGCCGAUGCCGCAGCACACUCGCACGCUCAGCGAGGGCGUGUCGGCGGCCGGCGGCGGCGGGCUCGCCGACGACGCGCGCCGGCGGCGCAACACGGACGCCGUGCUGCCCCGGCCCCCGCCAUCAGACUCGGGCGCGUCCCUCUCGUCCGAGCUCGGCGUGGGCAAGCGCAAGCGCUGCCUCCAGCUCGACCUGCGCGGCGUCGCCGGAGGCUCGGUCCACAUGGGUAGGUGUCUCAUGUCGCUGCACUCAGCCGCUGACCUUUGCGCGGCCUCGAUAGACCGCUCCGGCCUCGUGUUGCAGUUUUCAAACGUCCUCGAGUCGGGCCAGGUGCGCAUGCUGUACAACUCGACGACGCACACGGCCAACAUCCUCGUGCGGGCGCGCGACGUGCACCUCGCCAAGCGGCUGCUGAGCGAGAGCGCCGAGGGGGAGUAG